Clunio marinus is the source of this 861-nucleotide messenger RNA. Lineage: Eukaryota; Metazoa; Arthropoda; Insecta; Diptera; Chironomidae. The record is from the annotation of a GenBank genome assembly.
AUCCCUAGUUUGUUUAUGUUUACAACACGCUGCAAAUAUACUGAAAAUUGAAAAUUUCUUCAAUGGAUACUGAGAAAGCGUCAGAAGUACGAUUACCGCAAAAGCGGUAUUAUCGACAACGUGCACAUAGUAAUCCUAUCUCCGAUCACAGCUUCAACUACCCUGCUCAUCCAAAUGAACUGAUUGAUGGUACAGCUGAGAAUCAUGAAAGUUGGAAUGAACUUUAUCCUAAUAUUGGAGACAGAAAAUGUGAAUUUGCUGACCUCGGUUGUGGUUAUGGAGGAUUUUUGAUAAGUUUAGGAGAAACUUUUCCAGAUAAGAUUUCAAUUGGAAUGGAAAUUCGUGUGAAAGUAUCAAACUAUGUGCAAGAUAGAAUUGAAGCGUUACGAGCACUUAAUCCUGGAAAAUACAACAAUGUUGCUUGUGUUCGAACUAACUCGAUGAAAUAUCUCACCAACUACUUUCAUAAAGGACAACUAAGCAAAAUGUUCUUUCUGUAUCCUGAUCCACAUUUUAAGAAAUCGAAGCAUAAAUGGCGAAUUAUUAAUCCAUCACUGUUGAGUGAAUAUGCUUACGUUUUAAGAAAAGGAGGGCUUCUUUAUACCGUAACUGAUGUCAAUGAUCUUCACCAAUGGAUGACGCAACAUCUUUCUAAUCAUUUGAGUUUUGAAAGAUUAACACUUGAAGAGGAAAAGGCUGACAUUCUUUAUGAUAAACUCUUAAAUAGAAGCGAAGAAGCCCAAAAAGUUGAAAGAAAUCACGGUGAAAAGUUUCUUGCUAUUUUCAAACGUGUGUGAAAUCAAAAGAAAUUUAAAAUAAAUUAAUGAAUUUAAAAUUAUCUCGUGCUAGAUUUUCUAGAAG